This is a messenger RNA of Rhagoletis pomonella (apple maggot), 802 nucleotides long. RefSeq lists its product as uncharacterized. The record is from RefSeq and is a predicted model, not a curated record. Lineage: Eukaryota; Metazoa; Arthropoda; Insecta; Diptera; Tephritidae. The transcript has 3 exons. Bases 139 to 615 code for a protein of 158 amino acids.
CAUAACGAAAAGCAGCAGCAGAAUCAGAAGCAUAGUGCGAAUUGAAUCAGUUGUUUAGUGAUCUCAUCAUCGCAAAAAACCAAACGCAAUUUGAGCCGGCUGUAGCGUAAACUUUAAAUAGUAAACUAUCAACAAGAAAUGUUGCUUUCCAAAUCUAUACGAAUAACACCAACUCUAGUCAGUGCCACAGUAGCUAGAAUCAGUGGUCCCAGUGCAGUGGCCGGUUUAGAGCAACAACACAGGAACUUAAUUGUCACAAGCGCUGUGAUGUCCAAUGGAUUGAGCGAAAAUGCAAGCAUACAAGGCAAUUUCAUCAGAUUCAAUAUAAUUGCUCCCGGUGCCCUGACAGCUGUACGUUUCUAUGCGGAUGAUACCAAGCCGCAACCGAAAAGCUCCACCAGUACAAGUUCAAAUGCGCCAGCCUUCAAUUUACCGGAUCGUGAACAAGUUGAAAGAUUUAUAUUUCGUGUGCUUGCACUUAUUUGGGAUAUCAGCGUGUGGAUUUAUAUAAACAGCAAAAGAGUUAUUGAAACGCAUAUUGUAGCCAAUGAUUCAGUGCAAUUGUACUGGAAGCGAUUGCACGAACGAAUGGCUAAGGCCAAGAAGGAAUGGUAAAUGAUGUUGGGAUUUUGUAAAGCAAAACAAUUUUAACACAUUUGCGCUUUUUGUUGUUGGAUUAGCAUUUGUUUACUCAUAUUUUCUUCAAUUUGAUUUCAUCGCCUUUACAAUUAAAAACUACAUAAUUGAUAUGUAUUUCAUGAGAGGUUUUUCAUAUUUAAUACAUAUGCAAAUUAAUUAAAAA